AUGGUUCAGAUCAAGAUCCCAAUGCUACUCACAACCUUGGGCAUCAUGAGCGCCGGUAUCGGCUGCUCUGCGGCAACUGUCACAAACAGCCUGCUACUAGCCGAUGUUGCCAAACAACUAUCCCUGCCAGCAUCGACAUGGUCAGCCAGCGGCACACACACGGCGAAGGGAUACACCAAUGAAUCGGCAGAGACGGCCUCUGUGGAGGGAUUGAAGCAAGAUUGCGACAAUAUUAACCUCAAUAAGAAGUUGGCUGUCGACUUCCGCAGCGACGUUUUUGGUCCCGGUGUUAUGGGGUUCUUCUACAAGUGCGAGAAGGUCAGCGAUGAGACCAACAACUACUGGUUCACUAUCAGUGCUGGCAACAAGACUCAGAUCAACAAGCUUUGUGAUCCUGAUACUACCUACCCCAUUAUCUAUGAUCAACAGCAUGAUACUUGGUUCAUUGAUGAGCCUUUUGAUUGUACUCGACGAACCAAUCCGAGAGACUUCUUUUAG
This is a messenger RNA of Penicillium robsamsonii, 498 nucleotides long. RefSeq lists its product as uncharacterized. The transcript has a single exon. NCBI's taxonomy places the organism in Eukaryota, Fungi, Ascomycota, Eurotiomycetes, Eurotiales, Aspergillaceae. The record is from RefSeq and is a predicted model, not a curated record. Bases 1 to 498 code for a protein of 165 amino acids.